Molecule: messenger RNA, 2010 nt
Organism: Sclerotinia sclerotiorum 1980 UF-70
Lineage: Eukaryota; Fungi; Ascomycota; Leotiomycetes; Helotiales; Sclerotiniaceae
Exons: 4
Coding region: 1-2010 (669 amino acids)
Source: RefSeq, a predicted model, not a curated record
AUGAAGAUCACACCACCAACCUUUCUAUUCAGUGCACUUUUCUUUUCUCAGCUUGGUGCGGCUGGCCCGUUGUGGCGCAAUGGUACGAGUAGGAAUUUUUUAAGAGAUGGUCAUGUAGGAAAGGAAAAGAGUGAGAGUGCCAUCGUAAUUACGAUUUUACCUGGUACAUUCACUUCUUCAACGAUUAGUUCUACUACUCAAAUCGAAUCAUCCUCUUCGACAGGAGGAAGUUCGACUUUAAUUCCCAGUACGACGGUUAUUCCGACACUAUCGAGUAGCACUUCUGCAACUUCAGUAGUACAAUCAGAGAAGAGAUCUCAAACAACGGAAUCUCAAAGCACAAGUACUUCUAGUACAUCGUCGGAUGAGAAUAAUGAAUCCAAAACUCCAUUAAGUUCUUCAACAUCUUCGACACAAUCAGCUUUAAUAUCCUCGAUCAUAUCAAGUACAAGCGGUACAACUCUGGCAUUAACAAGUUCAUUUCCAUCCCAAAUAUCAAGUACCCUAAGUGGUACCCAAACAAAGACAGGAGACGUUGCCGCAACAGAAUUAACGUUCACUAUUACACCACCAUUCAUUCCUGCAUCUACUGGAAAAGCAUCUUCUACGAAGAGUGAUACUUCAAUUCAGAGUACAUCAGGGAGUGCAUCUGAGUCGCAAGCUAGCUCUUCUUCUUCGAGUCAGGCUUCUGUUUUGACUACUACUUUUCCGCCACUCCCUACUGCUCUACCGGAUAGUAGUACUGCAGCGCAAAGUUCUUCUACAUCCGGUACUUUCCCAAUAUGGAGUCAAGUUUCUGUUCUAACUACUACUUUUCCGCCGCUCCCUACUAUUCUACCGGAUAGUAGUACUGCAGCGCUGAGUUCUUCUGCAUCGGAUAGCUCCUCACUGUCAAGUUUGAUUUCCGUACAGACUACAACUUUUCCACCGCUUCCGACUACUUUACCCGAAGCUAGUACAACACAGAAAAUUACUUCCGAACAGUCGUCACAGGGUUUUGAAUCAGUAACUUUAGUAUCUUCAUCAUCAUUAUCUUCAGAAUCAUCUUCAUCAUCACCUCCAUCAUCACCAACCAUCUCAGUAGCCCCAUUUAUUAUCGGAAAUUCAAGUACAACAGCCGCAGGCACUGCACCAAUUUCCAGUAAUUCAGGUCCGAGUUUCAAACCGACAAUUGGUAUCACGACUGAAACUUCUGGAACCACUACUCAAUCUUCCAUAAGGGUGACACUGUCGCCUAUUACGGUACCACUAGGCACUGCUGGGACAAUAUCGAUUUCAACAGGAAGUAUUUUGUCGACUGGAGAAAGUUCUGCAGGUACGGUUGGAGUGCAAAGUACUGGAAACGUGGAGUUUAAAGAACCAACCAUCCAAGCAACCACCAAGCCACCAAAACCCACCCAACUCAUCCCAAGCACAACAAUCAUCAGCGUGACCACACCAGAUGCAAAUAAUGGAGCCGUAACCGCGUUAACUAUUAUUCCUGUAACCAUCAGUUCCACUUCCAGUUCCAGUACUAGUUCCAAUUCCGGAAGCAACUCCAAUUCUGGCACCGAAAACGAAAACAGAAGUGGUAAAAACAGCGCAACAACUACCGAAAUAUCCAUCUCGAGCGCCGUUGUUACGACUGCUGGAAAUGGUUUGGCGCAGAUGACUCCUAUUUCUACUCCUAUUUCUACUUCUAUUCCUAUCGCUACUCCUAGCCUUAUAGCUAGCCCAAGUCCUAGCCCCACCUCGAUCAUUGUACUGAGCACUAGUACUUCCGCCGGAAAUGAAAUUGCAGGAAAUGGAAAUGGCCUAGAAACAACAAUCCUCAAUAUCCCCGCGCCUAGAGAAACAAGUACAUAUACAACUAGUACUACCAGUAGCACAGAAGGAGCAGGACUAGCAAAUAUUUGUCUAGGUGUAGGGAGUAAUGGGAAAAUUAGUAGUAUGAGUAGUUGUGUUGGGGGAGCGACUGAGACGGAGACGAAGACGAUUGCAACUGAGUGCUGCACUUGCACUUGCACUUGA